GGCAUUCGCUGAGCACCAGGGAGACAACCCAGGCAGGCAGGAUAUGUGGCUGUUUCUAGUUCUGUUCCUUCCCAUCGUCCAAGGCUCAUAUCCCCUCAGGGCGGUGUCAAAUGCAGUCAGUGGCCCUCUGCGGGGCUCACUGAUCGUGCAAUGUCGCUAUGAUCCUGGGUGGGAGACCUACAAGAAGUGGUGGUGUCGAGGAGCCGAGUGGAGUAACUGUCGUAUCCUUGUUAUAACCAAUGGAUCAGAAGAGAAAGCAAAGAGUAACCAAGUGUCCAUCAAGGACAAUCGGAAACUGCACACAUUCACUGUGACCAUGGAGGAGCUCAGGUGGAACGAUGCAGACACCUAUUGGUGUGGGAUUGAGAAAUCUGGAACUGACCUUGGGGUUGAAGUCAAAGUGACCAUUGACCCAGUGACCAUGCAGUGUCACUAUGGCCCAGGGUGGGAGACCUACGUGAAGUCCUGGUGUCAAGAUGCUGAUUUGAAUAGCUGCAACAUCCUUGUUCAAACCUCUGGAUUAGAGCUGAAGAAGAACCAUGUGUCCAUCAAUCAAAAAAAGCACACAUUCUCCAUGACCAUAUGGGGGGAGUAAAACAACUUUUGAGAAAAAUGAGCUAUUGUUUUUCUGAGUUGCUCCCAGGCAUUUAACAGGAUGGCAACCCUGCUUACACCCGAAAUCUGGAAAUUUAGAUAAGGACCCAAGCUUAGAAUUCUUCCAUAAGUUCUUACUUUGCUUUUCCUGGGGGCACUUUUUAA
This is a messenger RNA of Hyaena hyaena (striped hyena), 759 nucleotides long. Its product is annotated as CMRF35-like molecule 5. Gene Ontology annotation, molecular function: transmembrane signaling receptor activity. The record is from RefSeq and is a predicted model, not a curated record. Gene Ontology annotation, cellular component: plasma membrane. Bases 44 to 595 code for a protein of 183 amino acids. The transcript is spliced from 3 exons. Lineage: Eukaryota; Metazoa; Chordata; Mammalia; Carnivora; Hyaenidae.